This is a messenger RNA of Ceraceosorus bombacis, 906 nucleotides long. The record is from the annotation of a GenBank genome assembly. Lineage: Eukaryota; Fungi; Basidiomycota; Exobasidiomycetes; Ceraceosorales; Ceraceosoraceae.
AUGACCAAAUUCGCCUUUGCCAUCUUUGUCGCCGCUGCGGUCGCUCUAGUAGCCUCAAUGUCGAGCGGCCCAGCUGCGGCACGUUUGGAGCCACGCAAGACAGGGCACGUACAGGUGUGCGCCAGCACCACCGCCAAGAAUAAGCCCAACAAGGCCGAUAUCAACAGGCGGAUCGCGGCUCUGAAGCACGCUAAAGCGGCGGCGAGCAACAGCAGCAGCACGGCCGCCUCGCUCGUCGGCGUGACCACUGUCCCCGUUGUCUGGCACAUCAUCACCGAUGGCACACGCGGCUCGAUAAGCCCAGACGUGCAGGCUGCACAGAUGUCAAAGCUCAACGACGACUACGCCAGGGCAGGAAUGCCAUUCCAGUUCCAUUUGACCUCCGCAGACGUCGUCACGAAUGCGGAUUGGUUCAACAACGCGUUUCCGCGAGAAGCUUCUAAGCGCUUGAUGCAGAGAGCCUUGAAGAAGGGUGGAGUAGAGACGCUCAACAUUUACACGACCAACCUGUACGAUGAGGGGCUGGUUGGUUACUCCAGCUUCCCUACCGAUUACCAGGACGAUCCGGAUAGCGACGGCAUCAUAGUAGACUACCGAACCGUUCCGGGCGGCGCAAUUCCCAGCUUUAACAUGGGCCGUGCGAUCAGUCACGAGACUGGUCAUUGGGUGGGCCUCGAACAUCCGUUUGAAGGAUAUUGCGACGGAGGCGACCAAGUCGGGGACACCCCAGCAGAGCGGGUGCAGUCAAAGGGUUGCCCAGAGGGCAAGGACACCUGCCCAGAGAUGCCGGGUCUCGACCCGAUCCACAACAUUAUGGAUUACGCGGACGACUCUUGCGCCAAUGAAUUUACUUCCGGCCAGGUGAACCGCGCAACGAUCAUGACUCAGCAGUAUCGCCACUUUUGA